AUGAUGAAUGCUGACAUGGAUGCAGUUGAUGCUGAAAAUCAGGUGGAACUGGAGGAAAAAACGCGACUUAUUUAUCAAGUGUUGGAACUCCAACACACACUUGAAGAUCUCUCUGCAAGAGUAGAUACAGUUAAGGAAGAAAAUCCGAAGCUUAAAUCAGAAAACCAAGUUCUUGGACAAUAUAUACAAAACCUCACGUCAGCUUCCAGUGUUUUUCAAACAACGGACACAGAAGGCAAGAUAAAGUAGGGGAUUGAUGUCCCUUCUGUUUCAUGGAAUUGCUGCUGACUUUUUUUAUCCUUUAAAACCUUGAUAGAUUCCAAAAGUUACGUACUUUAUUUGUGGCUUCACUGAGUAUUUUUUUUUUAUUUGACAGGUAGAGUUAUAGACAGUGAGAGACAGAGAGAAAGGUCUUCCUUCUGUUGGUUCACUCCCCUAAUGGCCACUACGGCCAGCACUGCGCUGAUCUGAAGCCAGGAGCCUCCAGGUCUUCCAUGUAGGUGCAGGGACCCAAGCACUUGGGCCAUCCUCCACUGCCGCCCCUUCCCCCGGGCCAUA
This is a messenger RNA of Oryctolagus cuniculus (rabbit), 558 nucleotides long. NCBI's taxonomy places the organism in Eukaryota, Metazoa, Chordata, Mammalia, Lagomorpha, Leporidae. The record is from RefSeq and is a predicted model, not a curated record.